GUUCAGCCUCCGAGCGGAUAACACUGCGUUGUUGUAGUUCUUGGAGUCCCAGCGAUACGAUAUACACACCACCCACUAAAACACAUACCCACUAAAUAAAAUACCAGAGGAGCAGCCAUACCAAAAUCAACACUAAAUACCAGACACCAGAUAAAAGACAACAUCAAGCUGAAAGCGAAUUGAAAAUUCGGAAAAAAGAAUCAAAACCAAAUUUGAAAUUAAAACAAAGCAAAAAGUUUUUGGAAAGCGGAAAAGGAGAAAAUCCAGAGUAAACAACAACAGAAACCAAGUAAAAGGCCUUCGGAGCGAUAAAAGGGUCUAUAUCUUUUCUAGAGCUUGGAAAAUCAAUCGGCAGGAAGAUGGAAUGACCAUAAUUCGCUUAGUUUGCCCCCCGGAAAAUGCUGGCUCAGCCAGCGGCAGCAGCGGCAACAACAAAUCAAUCAGCAACAUUAGCAGCAACAUCUGCAACAUCGGCGGCAGCAGCAGCAGUAGAAGCUAGGAAUGGCCAGCGACGUCGCGUGGCAGCAGCAACAGACGGUUGCAACAGCAACAUUGGCAACAGCAACAUCAGCAACAGCAACAGCAACACCAACAGAUUAAGUCAAAUGCAUUCCAACGAAGAGCCGCCCAUGACGGUGAUCGUCGAUGGGGGCGGUGGCGGUGGUGGUGGCAGCAACGUUUCCGUUUCCGGUGCGAGUGGCCAUCGGCGGGGCAGCCAGAGGUUGCGAAAAACCAGUUCCUCCAGUGCCAAUGUCAAGUCAUCGGCGAAUCCUGCGGAAAGGACGGGCAGCAGUCAAAGGUCGUCGCAUCGCCAGACAUCGAAUGCCUCGGAUGGUGGCAGCAGGCGUCGCUAUCAAGGAAAGGAUCGCCACGAUCGCCACGAACGCCAAGAUCGCCAGGAUCGCCAGGAUCGCCAGGAUCGUCAAGAUCGCCAAGAUCGUGAAGAUCGCCAGGAUCGGCAGGAUCGCCAGGACCGGCAGGAUCGUCAGGAUCGUCAGGAUCGUCAUCACCGACGUGAGCGGCAGGAUCAGCCACGCCGGCGGACAGGACGCCGACACAGUGGAGCCUCCUCGCUGAGCGACGCGGUGGCAGCAGGAGGAGAAUCAAGAGCUGGAAGAUCGAGGAGAGGCGAUGGGGGUGGGGCGGUCAGCUCCUCGACCGCCUCCAGUUGCAAUGGCAGCUGCUCCUCCGACGAUGGCGACUCCUCGCACACCUCAUCCUCCAGCUCGUCCAGCUCGUCCGGCGAACCCAAUCUGCCCUAUCCCGGCUUCCCCGAGAUCUCCAUGAAGGCACUGACGCAGUACACCCGGCCACGCAACUGGUGCCUGAUGCUCAUCACCAAUCCAUGGUUCGAGCGCGUCUCCAUCCUGGUCAUCCUGCUCAACUGCAUCACCCUCGGAAUGUACCAGCCCUGCGUGGACGACGCCUGUGUCACGAACCGCUGCAAGAUCCUUCAGAUCUUCGACGACAUCAUCUUCGCGUUCUUUGCCCUGGAAAUGACCAUCAAGAUGGUGGCCAUGGGGAUGUGUGGCAAGAACACCUAUCUGGCGGACUCUUGGAAUCGCCUGGACUUCUUUAUCGUCCUGGCGGGUCUCCUGGAGUAUGUGAUGCAUGUGGAGAACCUCAAUCUGACUGCCAUCCGAACGAUUCGUGUGCUACGUCCCCUGCGGGCCAUCAAUCGAAUACCCAGCAUGCGAAUUCUGGUGAUGCUCCUGCUGGACACUCUGCCCAUGCUGGGCAAUGUCCUGCUGCUCUGCUUCUUUGUGUUCUUCAUCUUCGGGAUCAUUGGUGUGCAGCUCUGGGAGGGAAUUCUACGGCAGCGAUGUAGUUUGAUGCAAGCCGACGGCAUGGUCUAUCCCCUCACGAUUCCUGAAGUGUACAGAGUUCGAGUCCGUGUUAACUCCCUGUCGCAGUACUACGAGUUCUCCAAGGAUCAGGACUAUAUCUGCUCCACGCCCAACGAUUCGGGGAUGCAUCUCUGUGGGAACUUCCCGCCCUAUCGCAUAGGUUCGCUGGUCUGCAAUGAGGAGGCCAAGCUGUUCGACUUCAAUGAGCCGACGAACACGUCCUGCGUCAAUUGGAACCAGUACUAUACCACCUGUAAGCAGAGCGGCGAGAAUCCCUUUCAGGGCACGAUUUCGUUCGACAACAUCGGCAUGGCCUGGGUGGCCAUAUUCCUGGUCAUCUCGCUGGAGGGCUGGACGGACAUAAUGUAUUACGUGCAGGAUGCGCACAGCUUUUGGGAUUGGAUAUACUUUGUGCUGCUGAUUGUGAUUGGCUCGUUCUUCAUGAUCAACCUGUGCCUGGUCGUCAUCGCAACCCAGUUCUCGGAGACCAAGAAGCGCGAAAUGGAGCGGAUGCGACAGGAGAGGGCCAGGUACACCUCCACCUCGACCUUGGCCAGCAGCACAAACAACUCGGAGCCAGCCACCUGCUAUGCGGAGAUCGUCAAAUAUAUCGCUCAUCUGUGGCGACGCUUCAAGAGACGAAUGUUAAAGAAGUACAGAUUAUAUAAGUACCAGCGACAGCAGCGCAAGGAGGGCCUACUCCCCAAUGCCGACAAUUUGACCUUCUCGCCGUCGCGGAUCAAGUGCCAUCAUCCCAAGUGCCCCAAGUACAGUAAUCGCAAGCCGUCCAGCAUUCAGGAUCAGAUGAUUACCGUCAUGGUGCCGCUAAAUUCAGCAGCCAGCAAUAACAAUAACAACAACAACAGCACCAGUAGCAACCACAAUGGCAGUGGAAACCACAGUGGUGGUGGGGGCAACAAUGCGGCUAGUUGCACCACAGUGGCCCUGGUCAAUGGGAUAAAUGGUAGCGCCAGUGUGACCAUGUCCUCGGCCCACCACCAGCAACAUCAAAUGCUGCAACAGCAACAGCAGCAGCCGCAACAGCAACAGCAGCAGCAGCAACAGCAGCAACACUCCUCCUCCGACAACACAGAGCAAUCGCGCCCAGAUGGAAUACCCCGAAGUUCUUCGCUAAAAAAGUCCACAGCCCAUCAUCAACUGAAGCCCGAGGGCAGUGUCGCCGAGCAGAAGACCAUUUUGCUCAAGUUCCCACAGCAAAUGAUCGAUUCCGAUCAAUUAAUUCUGCAGUUGGGAAAUUUAGGCAAGAGCCAUCCGUGCACCUCGGGCUUCCUCAGUCCGCCCACCUCGGCCAGCCGACGACCUUCGGUGAUGUUCAACGAGUACGUGCUGCUGCACACGCCCCCCGCCCUCAACGCAGAUCCGGCGGCGCCGGGCACGACCUCGACGGUCGCCACCACAGUGGCCACUGUUGCAGGAACGGCAGCAGCGGCCGCGGCAGCAGCAGCUGCAGCAGCGGCGGCCAGUGCCGGCGGUAGCAACAACAGCUCCGGCCUGAACAACCAUCAGAACGGUAGCAGCGGUGUCGCUAGCGGAGCAACCGCCGGCGGAACGAAUGAGAAAAGCAACAUCUUUUCCACGGAGAAGAUGACCCAAGCUGGUGAUGGCAGCAUAUGGCAGGUGAAUCUACCGCAGACCAUCGGCACCAUUGCCAAUCCGUAUGCCGAUUGCUCUGAACUGGGUAUACACGAUGCGAUGACAUGUCAAGAGCUCUUAGCAUUCUCUGUGGCCUUUUCAGCGGCCUUGCCGACGGGCCAGAGUACGCUAGAGUCUUUCUACACAUCGCUGGCCCGCUGCGAUCCUCACACCGCUGAGGCGUUGAAGGCGCACCACAAGGCGCGCUCUUUGACGCCGUCUGGCCAAAAUCAAACGCCACCCGGCGCCGAAGGAGCUGCUGUGGUGGUUGCCUCAACGGCCGGUGAUCCCGGACAGACGCUCGAGCCCUCGACUGUGUCGGCUGUUGUGGGACCCAUACCAGACACUCAUGCGGCUCACCACCGCCGCAAGGAGCACUCGCACCAUCAUCAGUCCCACCACCAGCAGUCCCACCACCAAGAUUCCCACCAACAGCCAUCACACUACCAACAGGCUCACCACCAUCACAAUAACAACAACACCACCAGCCACAGCCGAAACUAUCGCUCGCGGCAGGGUCAAGGCAACUCGCGAAUGCGGGAACCACGCACUCCCACUGGCAACUAUAUGGAGGACUAUGCCUGCUGCUAUGAUCUCUACCAGAAUGCCCUGUCGCCACUGGACGAGCGGCCCAGGCAGAGAUCGCCGACGACUCGCUGUCUGAUUGCCGGCUAUCGCUGUAUGUCACGCGCCUGCAGCUGGGUUCGCCGCUAUAUAAGGCGAUUGGUGGAGCACAAGUACUUCCAGCAGGGCAUCCUGCUGGCCAUCCUGAUAAACACCCUGUCCAUGGGCAUCGAGUACCACAACCAGCCGCCGGAACUGACCGCCAUUGUAGAGACGAGCAACGUGGUCUUCUCCGGCAUUUUUGCCGUUGAGAUGCUGCUAAAGGUAGUUGCCGAGGGGCCAUUCCGCUAUAUUGCCAAUGGGUUCAAUGUCUUCGAUGGCAUCAUCGUUAUUCUCAGUGCCAUUGAGAUCUGUCAGACGUUCAUGGGCAACGGAACGGGGGGUGGUGGCUCCGGUCUGUCCGUGCUGCGGACUUUCCGGCUGCUCCGAAUCCUCAAGCUGGUUCGCUUUAUGCCCAACCUGCGACGUCAGCUGUUCGUGAUGUUACGCACAAUGGACAACGUGGCCGUGUUCUUCUCCCUGCUCGUCUUAUUCAUCUUCAUCUUCAGCAUACUCGGCAUGUAUCUGUUUGGCGGUAAGUUUUGUAAAUUUUUGGACGAAUCCGGACUCGAACGCGAGUGCACGUGUCCCGAAAUAAUCAGCCGGCAUCCGCAAUGCGAGUGCGAUCGCAAACACUUCAACAACAUUUUGUGGGCCACAGUCACAGUUUUCCAAAUACUGACGCAAGAGGAUUGGAACGUCGUCCUGUUCAACGGAAUGGAAAAGACAAGUCAUUGGGCCGCAUUGUACUUUGUGGCACUAAUGACGUUCGGCAAUUAUGUGCUAUUUAAUUUAUUGGUGGCCAUUUUGGUUGAGGGAUUCAGUUCAGAGCGAAAUGAACGUCGCGAGCGCGAACAGCGCGAGUUGGUUAAGAAACUGCGCGAGGAGACGCUGGCCGAGAACUACAGCGAUGGUAUGUACGAUGAGUCGCGGAGCGAGGCGGACUCCUCGACCACCAACGAUAGUUACUACGAGGUGCGCAACCGCUGGCGAUCGGCGGAGGAUGUGCGCAAGCUGCAGGACUCCGCGGAGCACAUCGCCGAGGCCAAGAGCAACAUGCACCGCCAGCGCCUGCUGCAGCCCACCCACGACUACCAGAUCAACGAGCUGCCCGCCUCCUCUACUGCUCCAUCCGGCUCCGGCACCUCUGGCGCCUCCGCAUCGGGUGAGCGGGACAGGGAACGGGACAGGGAUAGGGUGCGGGACAGAGAGGCGGGCGGCAUGGGCAGCAUGGGCGGCAAGGAGGAGGGGGCGCAGCAUGCCAAGCCGCGCGGCGGCCUCAAAAAGACAUACUCCAUCAAGGAGCGGCGCAACGAGGCGCCACGCCUCUCCAAGAUCCGGCUCGUCCGGGAUCCGCCCAUCAUCACGACAACGGCGGCCACGCCGCAGGACUCGCCCAGCACCACCUUGGAGCCGGGCAUGAGCUUCCGCCAGUGGGGCGACAUGGAGCCACCCACUCCGCCCUCCCCCUCGCUUUUGAGACCGCCGAACAUCUUUACCGGCGGACAGCGGACUCUGGACGAGGGCAUACCCUCCAUCGAUCUCAUCCCGCCCUCGCCCGUGCUCUCCCACAAGCCCCUGAACAUCCUCAAUGCCAGCCAGCUGGGCGUGGGUGUGGGCGUGGCCGGUGGAGUGGGCGGGGGAGUUAGUAGCACUGCUGGCAGUUCGAGCAGCAUGCACAGCGUGAUCAUUGACGACAUCUCGAAGAGCUCCAGCUCGACGGCAGCGGCCACGCCCAUUUAUGUGCCCACCAUCUCGUCCUCGGCGGAGGCGCAGAGCCAGAGCCACAGUCUCAACGAUGUGAGCGUGGGUUCCAGUCCGCCAGCCGGUGAUAUGGCAGUGCCCGGAUUGGGUAGGAAUGCCAACACUGGGGCCUCGACAAGUGGCAGUUCGUCCAGUGAACGCCUGCCUUUGGCACCGCCGCCCCAGCAGGGGAGUUUUAAGCAGCGUUUAAGGCGUGGCAGCUCCAAGAAGCGACGAUCCUCCGCCCUGGCCCUGGCCACCGAGGACAAUCCGGCUCGAAGGACCCAGGAGGAGGAGGAGGAGCAGCACCAGCAGCAGCAGCUGAAUAACGGUGGCGACAACAGUUUUUUUGCGAGAAGCGGCAAUACCGCGGUCGGCGGUUCCUCCUCGGGAGCCAAAGAAACGAAUCGCUUGAGCCCACAGAACUCUAUAAGAAGGCUAUCAAAUACACUGAGCAUAGGCAGUGGACCCGUGGGCAGUCGUCGGGCCUCGGCCUGCAUUUUCAACUCGCAGGUAUACCAGAACCUUAAUCAGCCGCCCAAACUGCGACCCGGAUCCGGUCAACGCCGGAUGAGCUCCAUCGAGCUGGCCUUCAGCAAGACCUCGCAUCUGAAUCUGCACAACUUGGAGGCGAACCGCAAGUCGCUCUCGUACACGAACUCAAAGAUGGACCUGGACAAGUGGAACAAGUCGUACGGCAAUCUCAAUGAGCCGGACAACAUGCUGCAGCAGUACAUGGAGGCGCGGGACAAGCGCAAGAACUCCAUCAGCCACUAUAACCUAAAGAAGCGGCUCGAGGAGAAGGAGCUGCAGCAGCUGCAGCAGCUCCAUCAGCAGCAGCUGCUCCAGCAACGGCAGGACUCCUUCUCCUCGACCACCCAGCAGCAGCAUCAGCAGAUGCACCGCUUGUCCAAGGACCAGCAGCAGCUGGCGAUGCAGCCACAUUCCAUGGUGCCAGGCGGCGGCGAGCGCUACUCAAAGCUCAAGAUGCUCAUCGAGCAGCUAACGCCCAAGCACUUUACCACCGAGCGCGAGGACUACUCGCUCUACAUAUUCCCAGAGGACAACAGGUUCCGGCAAAUCUGUACGUGGUUUGUCAACCAAAAGUGGUUCGACAACGUGGUCCUGCUGUUCAUCGCGCUCAACUGCAUCACCCUGGCCAUGGAAAGACCAAACAUCCCUCCAAGCAGCACCGAAAGAUUGUUCCUGGCAACAGCCAAUUACGUGUUCACCGUCGUCUUCACCGUCGAAAUGUUUAUCAAGGUUGUGGCCACGGGAAUGUUUUACGGCCACGACGCCUACUUCACGUCCGGCUGGAAUAUCAUGGACGGAUCUUUGGUUACCAUUUCCAUAAUUGAUUUGUUAAUGUCCCUGAUUAGCGAAUCGAGUCCGAGGAUAUUUGGGAUUUUAAGGGUGUUUCGACUACUCCGAUCCUUGCGGCCGCUGCGGGUGAUCAACCGAGCCCCGGGUCUGAAACUAGUCGUGCAAACGCUCUUAUCGUCCCUGCGUCCCAUCGGCAACAUCGUCCUGAUCUGCUGCACCUUCUUCAUCAUCUUCGGCAUCCUGGGCGUCCAGCUGUUCAAGGGCACCUUUUACUACUGCGAGGGCGAGAAUAUCAAGGGCGUCCGCAAUGCGGACGAGUGCCGCCGCAUACCGGGCAACGUGUGGACCAACCGGAAGUACAACUUCGAUGACCUGGGCAAGGCCCUGAUGUCCCUGUUCGUCCUGAGCUCCCGCGACGGCUGGGUGAACAUCAUGUACACCGGUCUCGAUGCCGUCGGCGUUGACCAACAACCGAUCGUGAACUACAAUGAGUGGCGACUGCUGUACUUCAUCGCCUUCAUCCUCCUGGUGGGCUUCUUUGUGCUCAACAUGUUCGUGGGCGUUGUGGUGGAGAACUUCCAUCGCUGUCGCGAGGAGCAGGAGAAGGAGGAGAAGAUUCGCCGGGCGGCGAAGAGGGCUCUCCAGAUGGAGAAGAAACGGCGACGGAUGCACGAGCCGCCCUACUACACCAACUACUCGCCCACACGGAUGUUCGUUCACAACGUGGUGACCUCGAAGUACUUUGACCUGGCCAUUGCCGCAGUGAUUGGCCUGAAUGUGGUCACCAUGGCCAUGGAGUACUACAUGAUGCCCAGUGGCCUCAAGUAUGCCCUGAAGAUCUUUAACUACUUCUUCACGGCCGUGUUCAUACUGGAGGCGAACAUGAAACUUGUGGCCCUGGGCUGGAAGCUGUAUCUCAAGGAUCGCUGGAAUCAGCUGGACGUGGGCAUUGUCCUGCUGUCCAUAGUGGGCAUUGUCCUGGAGGAGCUGGAAACGAAGAUCAUACCCAUCAAUCCGACCAUCAUACGGGUGAUGAGAGUCCUGCGGAUCGCACGGGUGCUGAAACUACUCAAAAUGGCCAAGGGCAUCCGGGCUCUGCUCGACACCGUGAUGCAGGCCCUGCCCCAAGUGGGCAACCUGGGACUCCUGUUCUUCCUGCUCUUCUUCAUCUUUGCGGCACUGGGCGUGGAGCUAUUCGGGCGACUCGAGUGCUCCGACGAGAUACCCUGCCAGGGAUUGGGCGAGCACGCGCACUUCGCCAACUUUGGCAUGGCUUUCCUCACAUUGUUUCGCGUAGCGACUGGCGAUAAUUGGAACGGCAUCAUGAAGGACACGCUGAGGGAUAAUUGCGAUGACGCGGCCGAUUGUGUACGCAAUUGCUGCGUCAGCUCGGUUAUUGCUCCCAUAUUCUUUGUGAUAUUCGUGCUAAUGGCGCAAUUCGUGUUAGUGAACGUCGUCGUGGCUGUACUGAUGAAACACCUCGAGGAGAGCCACAAGCAAAUGGAAGACGAGCUCGACAUGGAGGUGGAGCUCGAGCGCGAGCUGGUGCGCGAGCAGGAGUUCGCCCAGGAGCAAAAGUUGUGCCAGCAGCUGGCGGAGGCGCAAUCGAAGGCGGCCGCUCCCCCGCGCCCCCUGGCCAAGGUGAAAUCGCUGCCGAAGAACUUUAUCUACAGUACGCCCUCGCUGGACAAGAAGUUCCCAUUGCCGCUGGGCACGGCCAAUCCCAGCUCGAGUCUGACCAGCUCGGCGGCCACCAAUCUAAAUCAGGUGGCAAGUGGUGGCCCUGGAACGGCCACAAGCAGUGGGGGUGCGGGCUCCGGAGCGGCAUCCGCUGCGGCAUCUGGGGCUGGACCACGGAGACAGACCGUCCAGUACUUCCAGCAGCCACCACAAUCCAUGCUCGGCUUGAGUCUCGCCGAGAUGGGCGGCACGCUGACGCCUCAGGCGCUCGGCGCCCGGCUGGGCGAGCCCUUCGGCGGCCCAUCGACGGCAGCGGGAGGCGGUGGAACGGGCGAUGCGCUGGCUGUGGGCGUGGCCGGCCUCCCGCUGCCGCCGCUGGACAAUCGCCGUCGCGGGCGUCGCGCCUCCGCGGCCGCCGGCUUCCGCAAGCGCGGCGUGCUGUCCAAGGAGCGCUCGCUGGACGAGCAGGCCAUCCGGAAGAAGAAUCUGGAGGCCAAGCGCACAAGCUGCGACUCGCUGCCCUGGGGCGGCCAAACGUACUGGCAGGCCAUCCGACGACGGAAUCUGGAGGCCAAGCGCACCAGCUGCGACUCGCUGCCCUGGGGCGGAGAUGCCCUCGACUGCCAGAGCGGCACGAUCUUCGAGAGCCUCGAGUCGGAUGGGGGAGGAGUGGGGGGUGGUGGUGGGUCCUACGACAUACGGAGCGUGCGCAGUGCCGAUGUGGGUCACUUGGAGGCGGAGGGAGAUGUAUCCUCCGCCCUGUCGGUGGUCAGUGCCCUGGUGCCGCCCGUGGCGACGCCACUGCCCCCGCCCCUGUCCUUGCCCAUAGCAACGCCCACGCCCUUGCCCAUGCCAUCACAUCCUGCUCCACGCAGACCCUUCGGAUGGUCACAGUCCGUGGACCAGGGCUGCCUGAGGAGCAGCCUCCUUCUCUCCGUUCCCAGAUCCAUGCCGCCGCGCAGUCGCAGUGGCAGCACCAAGCAGCUCUUCAAACAGCAGGCCUUGGACGAGGAUGCCGACAUGGAUGAGAGCUCGCUGCUGCUGCCCACAACUGCUGGGGGAUCUGGUUCAGGUUCAGGAUCGGGAUCGGGAUCAGGAUCAGGAUCAGGACCAGGUCUGGUGGCAGUCAUAGCCUCGAGUUCGCUGGACAUCCCAGAACAGAGUGGCAGCUCGAAAACCCUGCCGGAUAUCGCAGCGGGGGUCAGUAAAUCCGACUCCUCGGACAUUCUGCGGAUCAUCAGCGAGCGCAGGCGCAUGGAUCAGCGGGAGCAAAGGGAUCCCGAACAGGAUCAGGACAACGAGGCGGAGGACAGGGACAGCGACUACAAGGAGCUACUCCUGGUCAAGUCCCCGCAGUCCUCCAUGGACUAAAUGCAAACAACACACACACACACCCUCUCUAGAUCUUAAAAAGUAGUUAUCUCUAACUAGGGCCAGGUUUACACUAAUCAUAAUGUUAACUGUAGAGCUGAUUAACAAGAAUAGUAGCUAGGAUAACAGUUAAGAUAGUCCUUACCUGGCUGACAGAAAAUAUCCUCUAGCAUGGAAAGUCUCAGUUUGUCUAUCCGAAAGCUGUAAACUUGGAAGGAGCUUACUUUCAACCUCUAAAGGUCUAUAUAUUCUCUAUACCGUGAACUUGGCCGUCAUUAAAGAAUACUUUAGGGAAUUUUCUAAAAACUAUAACUUUAACAUUAGGCUUUAGGCAAAAAGAUCGAAGAGUGUGGUGAGAAAACACAAAUAUUGAUUAAUCGAUAGCCAUUAUAAACGAUAAAUGGUAAGUGGUAAACUCUUAGCCACAAAAACGAAAAUAAAAACCAGUAAAAUAAAAUUAAAAGCAAAGUUAAGUAAAGCAAGGAAAUGAAAAGAAAAGCUAAUAAGCUAAUAAGCUAAAUUGUCAACUGUUUUUAGUGCAAUCCUACGGUUUUCAUAACUUUAACAAGCAGAACUUAUAAGAAAAACUAAAAACUAAAAAAUAGAUCGCCAACGAUCGAUCGGUCAAGAAGAUAGCUAUGUUUCAAGUUGAUUAGAGUGUUUUCCGUUUAAAUGUAGCAGUCGAAAACAAAGAUUACCCAGACGAUGACGAUGAUGAUGGAUUAUAUACAAGUGUUAUAUGCGAUUUACAUAUAUACAGUUAUAUUACAUAUACAGUUACUUAUAGGGAUACUGCAUUCGAAACAAAAAUGAUGGAAAUUUGUGAACAAAGAAUCAUCAACUCUGUGAUUAGCUCUUAAAGUUUAAACGUUUAUGUAUAUGUAUGUGUGAGAAGGCAUGCAGACACCCAAAACAAAAACACACCACAAUGCUAUCUGUAUAUAGAAGGCCUGUAUGUAAACAUAUGUAUUCGAGUGUAUUUUACGUAGCUAAGCCAAGGAAAAAACUAACGGAAUGAUACCGAAUACAGCCAUCUGAGCGAGCCCAUUGAUAAGCAAUAGACAACUGUAGCUCAUAAGAUCGUACCUAACCUAAAAACGAAUAAAGCUGCGUUGUUCCAGGGUCAAGGAUACCUUGUCCAACAAAAAAGGACACGGUAAAGGGGAAAACAAACAAAAAAAUAAGAACUUUGUGCAAACGAAUUUACUUAGGUACUUAAACACACACACACAGACACACCUAUACAGAUAGCUAUUACGAUCUGGUCGACAAUCUUUGCUAAAUCUCCAUGUCUGUCUAUCUCUCUAUCUCCCCCUAAAGGCUUCCAAAACUUCAAGAACCCGCCCCUGAUCAAAUAAACAGACAUCUGAAAAACAGUGCCAACGCAGCAAGGGUAUUCAGGAUGUUUUUUUUUUAUAAAAAAAAUAAAAUUACUUUCAAACCUAACCAAAAAAAGCAAAGAGUAAGGCAGCAAGAACUACAAGAACUUUAAAAGGUAGCAUUUAUAAAGAAAAAAAAACAAGAGAAACGUAGUAGAAAUUUAAUGAUUAAUGUUUAAUGACUAUAUAUAGUGUAUAUAUGGAACUAUCAACGAAUUACAAUAGAGUAUCAAGAUAUUUCUUCAGAAGGCAUAACUAGAACAAGACAAAGUGCGAGGAAUCGAGACGAACACUAACUUAACACUGUCAAUUUUUCAACAUGGUCUAAGCUAAUUUUUCAAGGAAAACCAAAGAUCUAAGAAUGAAAACAAUUUUACACUCUUUGUACACACUGUAAAAAACGAAGUGAAGGAGCUCUCCAGUUUAGAUAAACUUUAAAAUCAAACUUAGCGAACAAUUCGGUCGAAUGCGAGGAAAGAAGAAGCAACAAAUUUAAUUAUACGAUAAUUUCAUCUGUGCCUUUCUCUACGAAUAUAUAUAUACACAUUUAUACAUAUAUGUAUACAUAACAAAUGUAUCAGAUACUGUCUCUAUCUCUUUCUACGCUCCCUCUCCCUCUCUCUCACACACACACACAUACACGAGGAACUCGCCUACACCAAAAUCACCACACCGAACAGUCACCAAGCAAGCAGUGCGAAAUAUAACGGUAAUGGCAAGCAGUGCCUCGCGUAACUAAAAAUGCAACUCUGAAAACUAUUUUCGAGGCAGAACGAAGGAAUAAUAAUGAAAAACAAAACAAAAUAACUACUUAAGCCUACUAAUAAAAAGAAACCGAAAAUACAAAAAUACAACAUGGAAGUAAAAAUACAAAUUAAAUUAAACGAAAGCAUGAAGUUUAUAGGUUAAUGCGCUAGUAGUUUUGAACUUUUUUUUGUAAUUUUUUAAUGUAGCCGCUUUGAAGUAAACCAAAUGAAACUAUAUUCGUUUUUGGUUUUAGUUGUGUGUGUCUGUUUUUUUGUGCGAAGCGUAAAGCAACUAUAAAGAGCGUUUCUUCUUGUUGAUUAAUAAUUAGGUAAACUGCUACAAAACAUAAGUUAAUUAAAGAAAAACAAAAAAACAAACAAAAACCAAAGCCAACAACAAAAUUAGAAAAGUGAGUUAAAUUUAAAAUUAAUGCCAUAACGGCCAACGAAAUGCAAAACUAAGCAAAUUUGCUUUUAGCUCCAUGCAGGUACAAGAGACCCCCUCAAAAAACCAUUCAUUCUUUGCAAAGUAAAAUAAGCCAAUUAAAUGUGAAAUUGUUUAAGAAAGGACAUAAGAAACUAAGCACUAUCCUCUGCUGCAAAGUAAGAAACCGGAACUCUGUUAGACAAAUAGCCAAUAGCCAAGUUGUAAUCAUUUCGUUGCGUGCCCUUUGCGUAUAAUUUGAAUGGUUCGAUUGGUUCCACUAGAUACGUACAUAUAUACUGAGAACACAUACUAUGUAAAGCAGCGAAACAAAACCAAAAAACGAGCAUUAUAAAUUAAAGAGAAUUUGAAAAGAA
Molecule: messenger RNA, 13206 nt
Organism: Drosophila suzukii
Lineage: Eukaryota; Metazoa; Arthropoda; Insecta; Diptera; Drosophilidae
Source: RefSeq, a predicted model, not a curated record